Messenger RNA from Cylicostephanus goldi, 954 nucleotides. The record is from the annotation of a GenBank genome assembly. Lineage: Eukaryota; Metazoa; Nematoda; Chromadorea; Rhabditida; Strongylidae.
CAGUUGAACAAAGCGAAUGACGAAGCAUGGCUACGUUUAGCACUUCUUUACUACACGAAUGGGGCGAUGGACUUAGCGCACAUGGCCAUCGAAGAAGCGCUCAAGCAUAACCCACUGUUGGCUGAGGCAUGGUGCGCUUACGCUAUGAAGGCUGAUGCAGAGGGAAUAAGUCACGAAGCAAUUGAUAUGUUCCGUCACUCCGUGUCCGUCAAACCGACAAUCCCCGCAGUUAUGAAGUAUACCGCAAUGCUGAGUAAGACACUACGAACGAAGACUUUUGACUCGGCUACGCACUUCAACGUUUCUGGACGUUUCUCAAAUUUGUAUAACUCACUUUAUAACGAUCAAGACUGUAUUAGCAGAGAUCAACUUCUUCAUAUUGCCAUUCUUGCUGAGCUAUUUGGUUAUUACGAAGAUGCAGCCAAUUCUCUCAAAGAAAGUGGAGAGAAAGGAAUUCAUUUGCAGAGGGCUCAGCUAAAAGCUGGCGAGAAAGUUUCUAAUCCUGACAAGUCUCUACAACAUCUGGCAAAGCUAUGUGCGAUGAAUACAGAAGAUCUGUUCAACCUUCUGAAGGAAAAGCAGCCACUAUACAGAGACCUAUUCGAUCGACUUGCUGCUCCAGAAGCAAACGGCUUACAGGAGCUUUACCGUGCCUAUUCUAAGUCCAUUUCUGUGCCCUUGGUGGUAGCGGCCGUGAUUCGUUUUGGAUUGCCUCUAUGUGAUCAAGCUGUCAAUGUGCUCCAUGAAGUUUUACCUCGUCAUGAACUUAUUGAUGUAUUCCCAACAGUCAUGCCAGAAGACAUGGAUAACGGGCUUAUCUAUGUCGAACAAGAUGGUGAAGAGCCUUUUCGGUACAGUCACUAUGUUGCGAAGCCUCUUCACGAGAUUUUGAAGAAACGACGUGAGGAAAUAGAAGCUCAACAAAAUGAAACGACUGCAACUUCUGAGUCAUAA